Messenger RNA from Euleptes europaea (tarantolino), 1260 nucleotides. RefSeq names its product tumor necrosis factor receptor superfamily member 16-like. Bases 1 to 1257 code for a protein of 418 amino acids. The transcript is spliced from 6 exons. The record is from RefSeq and is a predicted model, not a curated record. Gene Ontology annotation, biological process: Rho protein signal transduction. Gene Ontology annotation, molecular function: death receptor activity; nerve growth factor binding; coreceptor activity. NCBI's taxonomy places the organism in Eukaryota, Metazoa, Chordata, Lepidosauria, Squamata, Sphaerodactylidae. Gene Ontology annotation, cellular component: cell surface; plasma membrane.
AUGCAACUGGCCCGGGCGCUGCUGCGGGGCGCGGGCCUCUGGCUGCUGCCCCUCUUGGCUGCGGAGGUUCUGGCCAAUCAAGGUUGUGAAAAUGGGCACUUCACCUCUGCCGGAGACUGCUGCGACCUCUGCCCCCCAGGCUAUGGAGUUAUGGUUCCCUGUGGGAACACCAAUACCAAGUGUGAACCGUGCGUCCAAAACCUGACGUUCUCCUCCGUCGCCAGCGCCACGGAACCGUGUCAGCCAUGUUCGACGUGCCCGGGCCACGUGCCCAAGGUGGACUGGUGCACCCCUACCCACGAUGCCGUGUGUGCCGUCAGCUGCCCGCGGGGACAAUAUCUCCAUGCGGGAAAUGGGAGCCACGGUGCCGGGCAGUGCCGUCCUUGCCAGGUGUGCCCAGCGGGCUACGGAGCCAUCCAGCCGUGCGGGCCCAGCGCCAACACCAUGUGCCGGAAAUGCCCUGAGGGUUACUACUCGGAGGAGAAGAGCUCUUUGGAACCCUGCCUCCGCUGCCGGCUGGAGUGCGACGAGAGCGAGGUCAUGAUCCAGGACUGCACCCCAUUUUCGGACACACUUUGCAUGGACAAAGAGCUACAGAUCCUGAAGCGCACCGAAGCAGACUCCCGGAAGGAAUUCCCCAAAAGAACACCGCUUCUGGAUUCGGAGGGCAGCCCUUCCCAAAACUCUUCCUCCUCGGAGUUCGUCCCUCCUUUGGCCGAAGACCAGAGCAAGAACAUUAUUCCUGUCUACUGCUCCAUCCUAGCGGCGGUGGUGGUGGGGCUCCUCGCCUACGUCGCUUUCAAAUGCUGGAGCACAUGUAAGCAGAAGCAGCAGCUGGCCAAAGCUCGGGCCGGGGAGCUGGCAACUUCCCCAGAAGGCGAGAAGCUUCACAGCGACAGCGGGGUCUUCCUCGACACUCACAGCCUGCAGGAGCAUCACCCGCUCAAUAAGGCGCACAAGGCCGAGCCCCGGUUCUACGCCAGCCUCCCGCCCCACAAGCGGGAAGAGGUGGAGGAGCUGCUGGAGGCGCCGGGCCACGGCAAGGACUGGCGCUGCCUGGCCGACCACUUGGGCUACGAGGAGGAAACCGUGGAGACCAUUGGCCAGGGGGAAGCCCCUGCCCACACGCUGCUCUCCGACUGGUCCGCCAAGGAGGGGGCCACCCUGGAGGCCCUGUGCACGGCCCUGGCGGCCAUCGAGAGGGGGGACGUGGUGGAGAACUUGAACGCCCCCGCCGAGGUCAGCUCCGUGGUGUGACGG